CGGUGCUGCUAGGUUUCCCUGCUCCCCCAGGAAGAGGGGAAGAACCGGCUGUGCCCACACCCAGCCUCUUGCAUCCCUCCCAAGGUUCCUUGCUUCGUCAGGAGGUCCUUGCAAGAUUUCAGCUCUGGGCUGCAGAUCCAGGGCUGAGCGAGGUGCCCAGCUGCUCUGCAUUGGGUCCCAUGAGACAGGCAGGACCACCCUGUCCUUCCCCCCCUCUCCCUCUGCUGCACAAGAAGCCCCUCCAGAAGCCAAAACGAAGCUGCAGAGGUCUGCUGCCAAGGUGAGAGAUAGGAUGGUAGCUGGGGAGGCGAGUAUGCGCAGCCCAAUCCUGGCCUGCUGGCAGCCAAUUCUCCUGCUGAUGCUGGGAUCCAUCCUGUCUGGCUCCGCCACGGGCUGCCCGCCGCGCUGCGAGUGCUCUGCCCAGGAGCGUGCCGUCCUGUGCCACCGGAAGCGGUUCAUGGUCGUGCCAGAGGGGAUCCCGACUGAGACCAAGCUGCUGGACUUGGGCAAGAACCGCAUCAAGACACUCAACCAGGAUGAAUUUGCCAACUACCCACACCUGGAGGAGCUGGAGCUAAAUGAGAACAUUAUCAGUGCCAUUGAACCUGGGGCUUUCAACAAUCUCUUCAACCUCAGGACGCUGGGGCUCAGGAGUAACAGACUCAAGCUGAUCCCCUUGGGGGUGUUUACCGGACUCAGCAACCUUACCAAGCUAGAUAUUAGUGAGAACAAAAUUGUGAUCCUCCUAGACUACAUGUUCCAGGACUUGUACAACCUGAAGUCUUUGGAGGUGGGUGACAACGACCUUGUCUACAUCUCCCACCGGGCCUUCAGUGGCCUCAACAGCCUGGAGCAGCUGACCCUGGAGAAAUGCAACCUGACCUCCAUCCCCACGGAGGCCCUGUCUCACCUUCAUGGCUUGAUCGUGCUGCGGCUGCGCCAUCUGAACAUCAACACCAUCCGGGAUUACUCAUUCAAGAGGCUGUACCGGCUCAAGGUCCUUGAGAUCUCACACUGGCCCUAUCUGGAUACUAUGACAUCCAACUGCCUCUAUGGGUUGAACCUGACCUCCUUGUCCAUCACCCACUGCAAUUUGACGUCCAUCCCAUACGUGUCGGUGAGGCACUUGGUUUACCUCCGGUUCCUGAACCUGUCCUACAACCCCAUCGUCACCAUUGAGGGCUCCAUGCUCCAUGACCUGCUCAGGCUGCAGGAGAUCCAGCUGGUAGGAGGGCAGCUCACCAUGGUCGAGCCCUUUGCCUUCCGCGGCCUCAAUUACCUGCGCAUCUUGAACGUGUCGGGGAAUUUGCUGACCACUCUGGAGGAGUCGGCCUUCCACUCGGUGGGCAACCUGGAGACGCUCAUCCUUGACAACAACCCCUUAGCCUGCGACUGCCGGCUGCUCUGGGUUUUCCGGCGGCGAUGGAGGUUGAACUUCAACAAGCAGCAGCCCACCUGCGCCACGCCCGAGUUCGUCCAGGGCAAGGAGUUCAAAGACUUCCCCGACGUCCUCCUGCCCAACUACUUCACCUGCCGCCGAGCACGGAUACGGGACCGCAAACCUCAGCAGAUCUUCGUGGACGAAGGCCACACAGUCCACUUUGUCUGCCGGGCAGAUGGAGACCCGCCCCCCAGCAUCAUGUGGCUGUCUCCCCGGAAGCACCUCAUCUCUACCAAAACCAAUGGGCGGCUCACUGUCUUCCCCGACGGCACACUGGAGGUGCGCUACGCCCAGAUCCAGGACAAUGGCACCUACCUAUGCAUUGCCAGCAACGCGGGUGGCAACGACACCAUGCUGGCCCACCUGCACGUGCGCAGCUACUCCCCCGACUGGCCCCACCAGCCCAACAAAACCUUCGCGUUCAUCUCCAACCAGCCCAACGAGAGCGAUGCCAACAGCACGCGCGCCACCGUGCCUUUCCCCUUUGACAUCAAGACUCUCAUCAUCGCCACCACCAUGGGCUUCAUUUCCUUCCUGGGCGUCGUGCUCUUCUGUCUGGUGCUCCUCUUCCUGUGGAGCCGGGGGAAAGGCAACACCAAGCACAACAUCGAAAUCGAGUACGUGCCACGCAAGUCCGACGCGGGCAUCAGCUCUGCCGACGCGCCGCGCAAGUUCAACAUGAAAAUGAUUUAACCAGGCAACGGUUUGCAAAUAAUAAUAAUAAUAAUAAUAAUAAUAAUAAUAAUGGUGUUGGUUGGUUGUGGUUUGGUUUGUUCGUUUUUGGG
Messenger RNA from Dryobates pubescens (Downy woodpecker), 2226 nucleotides. It is a transcript of the gene LINGO1, whose product is annotated as leucine rich repeat and Ig domain containing 1. The coding region runs from base 293 to 2134 and encodes 613 amino acids. Gene Ontology annotation, molecular function: protein binding. The record is from RefSeq and is a predicted model, not a curated record. Gene Ontology annotation, cellular component: extracellular matrix. Lineage: Eukaryota; Metazoa; Chordata; Aves; Piciformes; Picidae. The transcript is spliced from 4 exons.